AUUUAAAUAAUUUAUAAAUGAUUUGGUGUAACAUAGAAAGAACAUAUAUAAAAGAAGACGACGAAAUGAAUUUUUUUAUUAUUAUCAUCAUCUUCCCUCUCAACAUGUCCCGUUUCGUCAUUCUUUUAUCUGCCAUUCUUGUCGCUUUAGCACUCCUUACUCAACAAGCCACCGCCACAUCCACGGCCUCCUCAAAGUCAAUCCUUUCCAUCACUAAUAAACUUCGUGCCAAACAUCAUUCCCCAGCAUUAAAAUGGGACAAGAAAUUAGCUACUUAUGCCCAAAAGUGGAGCAACAAGUGUGAAUUCAAGCAUAGCGCUGGACCUUAUGGCGAGAACUUAGCUAUGGGCUAUCCUACCUGGACUAGCGUCAUCAAUGGCUGGUACAAUGAAGUCAGCAACUACAAUUACGAUAAGCCCGGAUUCGGUGGAAACACUGGUCACUUUACUGCUGUCGUCUGGAAAUCCACUACCAAGAUUGGUUGUGGUGUCAAAUCUUGUCCUAACGGUAAAUUAUAUACCUGCUCUUUCUCCGCCCCUGGUAACAUUGUGUCUAGCGGAAACACUUUCUUCAUUGAAAAUGUUAUCAAGCCAUAAUUAUUAUUAUUUUGACAUUCCACACAAAUAAACCUUAUGUAAUACAAUGGA
Molecule: messenger RNA, 647 nt
Organism: Mucor mucedo
Lineage: Eukaryota; Fungi; Mucoromycota; Mucoromycetes; Mucorales; Mucoraceae
Product: CAP domain-containing protein
Exons: 1
Coding region: 18-596 (192 amino acids)
Cellular component (GO): extracellular region
Source: RefSeq, a predicted model, not a curated record